UGCGUAUCAUUCAUCACACUCUGGCAGAGUACCAAGUUUUUUUUUAUACUCACAAAACCCCAGCCGUCGUCGCUUCUCUCCAUCUGCAACCUGCAAAACCUCCCCAUCGCUCUGUGAGUUAGAUUUGCUUGUGAAGAAAGUAUGGAGGGGAACCUUGAUUCUUCAGGCCACAAGGAGGCACUAGUGAAAGAAGCUCCUCAAUUAGUUGCUUUACUAAAAGAAAUGAAGGAUGGUUUGGAUGUGGUGAGGAGUAAAGUGCAAGCGCUAACUGCAAAGGUGAAAGAAAACCAUUUUCCAACAGCGGAUGGGAUAAGCUACCUUGAGGCCAAGCAUUUGCUUCUUCUAAGCUAUUGCCAAUCGAUCGUCUAUUAUUUGCUUCGUAAGGCAAAAGGGUUCUCUAUUGAGGGGCACCCUGUUGUUCGGAGUCUUGUAGAGAUACGAUUAUUUCUAGAGAAGAUCCGCCCGAUUGAUAAAAAACUUCAAUACCAAGUUCAGAAGCUCACGAGGGCUGCUGGCAAUUCAUUGGAGAAAGUAGCCCCCGAUGAGAAGGAAAGCAAUGCCACUAAGGAUCCAGAAGACCCGUUGAGGUAUAGGCCGAACCCGGACAUGCUUGCUAGCAAAUCGAAUCAGGCCGCUGAGGAUGGUCAAGGUGUAUACCGGCCCCCCAAGUUUGCUCCCACUGCUAUGGAUGAUGAUAAAAUCUCAAAACGGGAGAGAUUGGAAAUGAGAAAGGAUAAGGAAACUUUGCGGCAGGCUAAACAAAGUGCUUAUGUGAAAGAACUCAUGGACAAAUUUGAAGGGAGACCUGAAGAGGUGAGAGAAAUCGUCGGGUCUGAAAGUAAAGAACUCCUUAGAUAUAGGGCGAAGAUGGAAGAGCGUGCAAGGCGAGAAGAAGAACUCUUCACUCGCGCUCCACUUUCAAAGAUGGACAAAAAGAAAGAGAAGCAUCUGAGGAAGUCAAGAAACGGAUUGCUUGGCUUGACGGAUGGUUUCUUUGAUGAAAUUAAAACUCUACCAUUGGAAGAGAAUGGUACUGAGCCAACAUCGGGCUUCCCAAAUACUAGCAGGGAAAGGAGAAAAAGUAACAAGCGCAAGAGGAAGCACUGAUGGUGGCCGAAGCUCCCAUGAGAGUCAUAAGAGCCAGAGUUAGAUUCACUGUGGAAGGUAGCACAUGAGCUUUUGUUAUCCAUAGACCGGCUUUUAUAAAGAGAGAAUUUGCAGAUUCAAAGUUUCAAUGGUUGCAAGGAGAGUUCUGAGGAACGUUGGCUGUGGCUAUUGUUUUGCUUUGUCAUUCAACUAUUGAUGAGGCCUGUUUGCUAAUUAAAAUUCUUUUGAAACAUAAGACUGUUGAUUUGUUGGUACAAAUUCAAAUGGUAGCAGUUGCACCAGCUGGUCCGAGUCCAGUUUCAUGUCAUGUGGGCAGCUGUUUAUUGGACAUCUGCCAAGCUAUCAUGAUAAAUAAGCUGACUGACGCAAAGCCAUUUAGGGUGCAUUUGGUUGCACCAAAUAAAAGAGCAUCUCUCAUACCUACAUGCAUGUUCUUGUUGCCCCCCUACAGACACAGGGAUCACGGCUGCUUGUGGGUGGGCCCGUUGUAUGGGCCAGGCAGCUGGAGCUCUUUCUCUUCAUCUUCUUCUUCCAGCCUCAUGUGCUGGAUCGAGAAAAAGAAAUGGAUAGAAAUGUAUUAUUUCAUGAAGGAAUGUAGAAUACUGGGCCUAUAGUCCCCAUCAUGAACUUGUAAGUUGUCUAUUUAUGUCCUGACUUCCAUUGAGGUGAGCUUUUUUGGG
This is a messenger RNA of Magnolia sinica, 1787 nucleotides long. RefSeq lists its product as uncharacterized. Gene Ontology annotation, biological process: maturation of SSU-rRNA from tricistronic rRNA transcript (SSU-rRNA, 5.8S rRNA, LSU-rRNA). The record is from RefSeq and is a predicted model, not a curated record. The coding region runs from base 142 to 1107 and encodes 321 amino acids. The transcript is spliced from 9 exons. Gene Ontology annotation, cellular component: small-subunit processome; nucleolus. NCBI's taxonomy places the organism in Eukaryota, Viridiplantae, Streptophyta, Magnoliopsida, Magnoliales, Magnoliaceae.